AUGAACCGUGCCUCCGCGGCAGACAUACCGCAGGAGCUAUUCCCUCUAAUCAUCUCGUACGCUCUGGAUGAGUGUUUCCUUGUUGAAAAUUUCUUCGUUCGCUCCGUGGAAAGACAUAUCAUAGGCCAAUUUUCCCUGGUAUGCUCUUACUGGGGCAAAAACUGCCGGCCUUGUUUAUUCGCCGGGUCAACGGUCACAAUCAAGGGAUGCGAGGAUGUGCUCGCGCUGUCUCGCUUGUUGCAACCUCCGGUGCAGGUCAAGCCCCCUUUCCGAAAAUGUCUUGAAUCAGCCACUUUCGUCUUAAGCACUACCGUCUUGCCCUGGAUCGAGAUGGCAUCCUGCGUACGCUCCCUCUCCAACUUGGAAUUCUCCCUGAUUCAAUGCACACUCGAACAAGUCGGGAAUAUUCGGACCGCAUGUAAUUCCAGGACCCUACAAGAUCAUGCACCGGGUUCGUGGUCUCAUGGUCUACCCCGUACGGUGCCGAGCACCACGCUGCGGAUGUUCUCGGUACACCUUCACGGCCUACGUUUCGCAAAAAUGUCCAAUCUAUGCGGCCUCUUCGACUUGCCCGCGUCACUGCGAGUAAUACGCUGCAGGAAGCUUGAAAUCGUGAACAUGGCCCUGUCUUUCCCGAGUCGCGUCCGGAUACCCAGAUCGGGCACUCUUGACGUCGAGGUAUCGCAAUGCGGCUCCACAGAGAGCAACACAGCUAUCCUACUUUCGAGUGCAGCAUUCAACCAACGCCUCGCUACUCCCGCGUACAACCUCGGCUGGGACACUUGGAUGGCAAUCCACAAGGCGGUACAGUCGAUGAUGUACUGUAACGGCACGGACCCUGAUGCAUAUCUCGACUGCAGACUCCUGAGCAAUGUUGAGCCGAAUAACGACCGUGUGUCAAUGUGCGUCAAAUUCCUUAGGAUGCAGCAGGAAUGGUUGGACGCACUCUCCCGAUCCACAAACGUUACGCACCAGCUGACCUUGAUGUGGGGCUAUACGCCGAAUAAGCUCUUUCUCCGCACCCCAGCUACACGCACAAUUACAAACAUCCGCGUCAGAUUCUUCGAGGCCGUGGUGUCAGAGGCCGUCCUAGCCGUGUACACAUGCAGCAUUGAAGACCUCAUCCUCGCCGUUGGGCCCUCUACUCCGACCAUAAUCGACAUCGACGAGAACGUAAGCACUUUCUCGUGGUUUGUGGAGCACGUCUUGAGCUCGGAGGAGACGCCAUUGCGGCUCCUGCACAACAAAGCGAAGCUCAAGCUGACUCUCUCUUAUCGCACAGCGCUCGGGCCCUGGUCCACUUCCGAGCUCGCUCUUCGUGACGUUGCCCUCCAGCCUCCCCAGCGCACUGUAGGAGACGACGUUGUGACACUGGACCCCCGCAGCCGCUUAGAGCUCUGCCUCUGCACACUAGACCUAGACCUUGAGGCGGAGAGUGCCGCCAAAACCGCAUACCUGAGAUGGGUCUUAGCUGGGUCUCGAGAGGCAGGAGCCUUCAUUGGAAGGACGAGGAAGCAGAGGGAGGAAUUGUUCUCGACGUUCUUACGAUGCGCCGAGUACAGGGCAAUCAGAGCGUCGUCGACAACGCGCGAUGGCGCAUAUGAGUAUUUCGUCUUGCGGGAAAACUAUGACGAUGAAGAGAUGCACAAGUGA
Molecule: messenger RNA, 1653 nt
Organism: Phanerochaete carnosa HHB-10118-sp
Lineage: Eukaryota; Fungi; Basidiomycota; Agaricomycetes; Polyporales; Phanerochaetaceae
Exons: 1
Coding region: 1-1653 (550 amino acids)
Source: RefSeq, a predicted model, not a curated record